CUUCACCUCACCAGACAAAGCUCUCCCAACAAGCUCCCCGGGUCUUGGAGCUUCUCGCACCUCACCUCUGACUACAUCCACUCAGACAAUACUGGAUCUCUGAGAAUCUAUUCCGUCCCAGCUCGGAGUCCCCAAAGCUAUCAGUCCCGGUCAAUAAUGUUCGGUCCUGGCUAUUGGGACAACGAUCCCAUGAAUGGAGGUAUGAACAUCCGUCAUGGUGCUACCCGUCGUUUUGACGAAUACUACCGGUGCUACCCCGUCGCCAUGAUGCCCGGGCCCGAGAGAGAAAAUGUGAACCACGGCGGCAAGGUCAUUAUGCCGCCGAGCGCCUUAGACAAGCUCACUCGUCUCCAUAUCACGUAUCCGAUGCUGUUCGAGCUUCACAACGGAGCGCGGGAGCGGUUGACGCACGCCGGAGUGUUGGAGUUCAUUGCGGAAGAGGGGAAAAUAUAUCUGCCUUACUGGCUCAUGCAAACUCUUCUCCUAGAGCCUGGCGAUCUUGUUCAGGUCAAGUCAACCGAUCUCCCCCCGGGCCAAUUCAUCAAACUGCAAGCCCAAUCGACAUCGUUCCUUGAUAUAAGUGACCCGAAAGCCGUUCUGGAAAACGCUUUCCGCAACUUCUCCUGCCUUACCAAGGGCGACGUGUUUACAUUUGGGUACAACGACCAAGUCUACGAAAUGGCGGUUUUGGAAACCAAGCCGUCCAACCAAACAAAUGCCGUUUCCGUUCUUGAGACAGAUUUGGAGGUCGACUUCGCUCCUCCGGUGGGCUACGAAGAACCCCAACGCCAAAGCGGGACCAGCACACCUCGUAGCGGAGUGAGUGGAAAGCUGCCCUCUGGAGGGCUCCUCCACCCGCACGGAACCAUGGCACAGUCGAUCAACUAUGCUGCCAUUGCCCCAGAGUCGACAGAUGCUGCGGCAGGCGCGAGAGCAGUCUCGUCCAAUUUCCUCACGGGAGGACAGCGUCUGAAUGCUAAGAAAGGAAGCAAAACACCCACCCCGAAGCCAUCGACCCCAACCCCCGGGGCUACGAACCCGCAGCAUCCUCCUCCGGCCCGAAAGACAAACGGGCCACAACCUCUGCGGUUGCCACCAAACCAGCUAUUCUUCGGGUACGCGAUCAAGCCCGUGAAGCAGCGUGAUGAGGGUGGCCAGGUUGUUGAGGGCGAAAAGCCUCGCUUCCAAGGGUCCGGGCAAACGUUACGGGGCAAGAAAAAGGAUACUAGUGGCUCCGCCACGCCUACAUAAUCUGACGAGGGACCAAGCUGAAUGCUAUGGAAAGAAGGCUCCCAGCAGGGACCUGGCUCCUCGGUUAUGCGGAGUAGAAAGCAGCUAAACCCCCGUACGUAGUAGGACAGGUGAGCUUAGCGGGGACUGGCGUUAACAAAGCUGCGCUGAAACUUGACUUGCU
Molecule: messenger RNA, 1414 nt
Organism: Aspergillus heteromorphus CBS 117.55
Lineage: Eukaryota; Fungi; Ascomycota; Eurotiomycetes; Eurotiales; Aspergillaceae
Product: polyubiquitin-binding protein UFD1
Exons: 4
Coding region: 157-1251 (364 amino acids)
Cellular component (GO): VCP-NPL4-UFD1 AAA ATPase complex
Molecular function (GO): polyubiquitin modification-dependent protein binding
Source: RefSeq, a predicted model, not a curated record